Messenger RNA from Trichoderma gamsii, 1842 nucleotides. RefSeq lists its product as hypothetical. NCBI's taxonomy places the organism in Eukaryota, Fungi, Ascomycota, Sordariomycetes, Hypocreales, Hypocreaceae. Gene Ontology annotation, molecular function: zinc ion binding; DNA binding. The transcript has 5 exons. Gene Ontology annotation, cellular component: nucleus. The record is from RefSeq and is a predicted model, not a curated record. The coding region runs from base 1 to 1842 and encodes 613 amino acids. Gene Ontology annotation, biological process: DNA-templated transcription.
AUGUCCUCGUCCGACGGAACAGCAGCCGAUGCUUCAUGGGAACGGUCCGAUGGCCGAUCGCGGCCUCCGCCAACUGUCAACACCAUCCGCCGCAUCCGCCAGGCCUGCACGAAUUGUCGGAAUGGCGAGAAUCAGAAUGGAUCCGUUGCUUUCCCAGACCUCGCGGCUGCCACUGGCUACCAGGAAGUUUCGCCAAAGUUCACCGAGCCAUCGCCUCCUCAGCAUCAAUAUCCGCCUUCCGCCCCCGAAACCACAAACACCGUUCCCGAUUUAGCAAGUACAAUGAGAUUUACCACCGCGCCGCCUCCCGCUGUCAUGGAUCACCUCAUCGAUGCAUAUUUCCUCCACGUCCACAACCAGCCAUAUUCAUACUUUCACGAGCAGAGCUUCCGGGAUAGAGUCAAUUACGGCCUUAUACCAAAGUGCCUGCUCUUUGCAAUUUUGGCCUCUGCCCUUAAAUUCUCGGAUAUCGAAUACUUUCAGGGUUCCAUACGUGAAGCCACCGAGGCUUAUGCCAGAGAAGCUUGGCUAGCCAUCCUCCAUGAGCAUCUGACCGUCGAGAAUAACCCGACGUUGGCAGUUGCCCAAGCUAGCAACAUCCUCGGGGUGGUCGAUUUUACAUGCGGUCGUACAAGUUCGGGGUGGUUAAAGAUUGGCCUUGCUGUCCGCAUUGCGCAAGACUUGCAGCUCAUGAGAGAACCGAAAAACACACUGUCACCAAUUGAGCAGGAAGAACACCGGAGGGCUUUUUGGUCAAUAUACCUUCUUGAUAAACUGGUCUCCGUCGGUCAAAGCCGCCCGCCCGCCAUUGCCGAGGAGGAUAUCCAUGUCCAAUUGCCCAGCGACGAGGAGACACUCAGAAGGGGCCUCUGGAAGAAGACACCCACACUCCAUCAGCUUAUCAACUGGAAAUCCGAGACGGAAUCAUCGGUCAACGGCACCUUUACGCAGACGAUACUUGCUGCGACGGCCCUGGGCCGAUGCUGUCGAUAUGUCUUGCAUGGGCGUGAGAUGGACGAAAUGCCACCAUGGGAUCCCAGGUCCGACUUCACACUUUUAAACACCUUUUUACUUUUAAUCGACCAUCACCUUCAAGUGGAGACUCCUCCUAUUCCUCAAAUUGUAGAGCAGUAUCGGAGGCCGGAUGGCACCCUGGAUUUCCAGUCACUUGAGCACGUUGUGUUUGCGCGCAUCGUAUUUCACACCGCUCACUGUCUCCUUAAUCACCCAUUUCUUCUCCGGAUGAGACUCCAGAAGUCAAACUGCAAGGUGCCGCCGAAAUUUUUAACCCGUUCAUUUCAGAUCAGCUGCAACCAUGCUCGAUCAAUAUCCAGCUUAGUGGAGGACGCCAUUGCAUCUGGCUGCCACGUGCAAUCCUCUUUUUACGCAUAUGCUUCCAUCCUUGCCGGUGGCAUUCUCUCUUUAGCCAUUCAUAUCGACCAAGAAAAGGGGCAGGUGACGGACCCAGAAACACUUAACCACUACCAAAAGGCUAUUCACAUACUAGAAAGAACAGGGAGGAGAUGGGAUCAUGCUUCGAAAAUGCAUCUUCAAUUAAUGCUAUUCGAUGCCAACUACCAUUCUCUCGCCGCCCUUGUGGACUCCCAAACCCCGGAAGUCGAUCCGAAAUUGGAAUCUGCGCUGUGGCUCAUGGUCGACUAUGUAGCCAUGUCGGCACUGAACGAGACAGCACUAACACCACCUCCUUUAUCCACUGAUACGUUUCUAAGCCCACUUAAUGCUCAAAUGAGCCUCGACAGUAAUGAUGGGUUUUCGGGCUUAGGCCCCGAUGCGAAUUCCGAUCCAAACGUUGCUUUUCUUGGUAACGGCGUACCCUUAUAA